AUGUCAUUCAAAACACCCGUUUCGACCUGUUAUACCCAUAUUGCAGGACUUGGAAAGCUGAAAGGUUUCGAGUACUCUAAUGGUGUUCGACAAUAUUGUGGCAUCCCGUACGCAUUUCUUAAAAAGCGAUGGACUCGUUCUACAUUAAAGACUUCAUGGAACGAUGACUUUCAUGACGGAACAGUCCUUGGGCCCAGCUGUCCUCAUCCGCAAUCAGAAGAGGACGACAGUGACGACCUGGUCCCAGUACCGCCGGCCACUCACUUUCCAAUUCAGCCAGAAGUGGAUGAGUUGAACGGACUCGUGAUGAAUAUCGUAGUGCCGAUGGCUAGUGAUGCCAUUAUCAAAAAGCUUCCCGUCAUGUUAUACGUGCAUGGCGGGUCUUUACUCUACGGCGGAGCCAAUCUUCCCAUAUUCGAUGCGGUAAAUCUAGUAUCUCAAAGCUUAGAAUUGGGUAUACCUAUCAUUUGCGUCAACUUCAACUAUCGUGUCGGCCUAGGAGGUUUCCUCGCUAGUCAAUCAAUUAAACGUGAAUUGGAACAAGACGGGUUCGCCGGCUGUGGUAAUUUUGGCUUCACGGACCAGCAAGUCGCAUUUCAGUGGGUACAAAAAUACAUUCAUCAUUUUGGAGGAGAGGCAACCCGGGUAACUGCAGUUGGGGAGUCUGCCGGGGGUAUAUCGAUUAGCCACCAGAUGUGUGCAGCAAGUCCCCCUGUUUUCCAUCGCGCUGUAUGCAUGUCGGGCCUCAGUGUCUCCAUUCCGGCGUGGAGUAUGGAUCAACAUGAGGAGCUUUUCAUAGCAACGUGCAGGCAUUUUGGAAUAGAUCCUGCGGACCGAAGUGCCCUCGAUAAAUUGCGCGAUGUCCCGCAGCAAAAGCUAGCGGACGAAACACCAAUCAUCCAAGGAGUUCUCUCUGGCACUGGCAAUGCUUGCUUAGACAAUUGGUUCUAUGCAAAGGAUCCACUUGAGAUCCAUCCAUCUCCAUCUUGGGUGCAAACAUUCAUGCUCGGGGAUACCUACCACGAAGGCGUCAUAUUUCAUCUGAAUAUCGUGGACGACUCCUAUGACUUCAUACGCCAUACAAUGCUGCAACAGAUUCAGGAUGAGGAAGCAGUGACGCAGAUAUUAACGGAGUACGGAAUCACGCCCGGUCUAAGCCAGGAGGAGCUCAUCCAAAGAACGGAACAUAUGUGCGGUGACGCAGUCUUCAAAAUCCCUAAUUACGCAACUGCCAAAUUGUCCUUCGAGGAAAAGCCCGGGUCAACUUUCCAUUACCAUUUCGACCAAUUAUCUAGAAUCAAAAACCAAUUGGAAGGCACCGCUUACCAUGCUCAUGAGUUACUUUAUUUGUUUAGAAACUUGGAAAAUGAGUUUAGCGCGGAAGAGAUCACUAUGGCAAAGGACUUUGCAGCUUCUUGGAUCCGGUUUGUUAACGGAGAAGAUCCUUGGGCAAGCAAGACAAAGGAUUCUGCAGUGAACAGUCGUCAAUGGAAAGUAUGGGGUCCUAAUUGCCAGCAGAGCUUGAAAACCGAGACUGAGGAUGAAGAAGUUCGCAACUACUUACGUAUGGAGCGAAUCUUGGCGAUGGGAGAUGGUAAAUUGUGGACGAAGUGGUUGAUGGCGGUGGAUGCUCUUGUUAACAAAAGAAUGCGAAUGGGUAAAAAUGUAUGA
Messenger RNA from Talaromyces amestolkiae, 1671 nucleotides. RefSeq lists its product as uncharacterized. The transcript has 2 exons. The record is from RefSeq and is a predicted model, not a curated record. Lineage: Eukaryota; Fungi; Ascomycota; Eurotiomycetes; Eurotiales; Trichocomaceae. Bases 1 to 1671 code for a protein of 556 amino acids.